AUGGACCCGUUCACCGUCAUCAGUCUCGAAAACGUUUUGCAAUACACUUCACUGGAAACCAGGUAGGAUUUUGCGCUCCAGAACGCUGAGUGCUUGAGCCCUUGUAUUCUUUAGUUUUAUGAUACUUUUCACAAAAAAAACUCAAUUUUCUCGGAGAUUUUCCCCCAAUUUCGUCUCAAUUUCAGAAGAGCCAUCGCAAAAAACGUGCCGGCGAUCCGAUGGAUCAACAAAAAGUUGCCCUACCGCUUCGGCACUGUCGUACUGCACCGAUGCGUCCCGAACGGACACUACCGCAUCACUUUCGACACGUGCAAAUGGGAAUUCGACGAUUUCGACAAGCGGAAACAGUUUGCGAGGUUUCCGGAAGACUUUAAAGUCCGCGUUUUCUUUGCUCCGACCGUCUCGGUGAUCGAAUUCACCGAUCCGCUGCUCGCUCAUUUGUUGCAGAGGAGGCGCACGUUUGUGCGGGAGCUCAUUUUGAAGGUGAGUGCUUUUUCCGGGAUUGAAACUUUUUGUACAUGAUCUUGGUACCUAGUACUGUAUUUUUGUAGUUGAACACUUUGAAGAGUACUGUAGCUCUUGGAAGUUACGGCCACUUUUGUGCACUGCAUUUGUGUCCUAACUUCCAAGAGCUACAGUACCCUUCAGAGUGGCCCUAGAAAAAGACGGUCAACUACACAAAUGUCGUACUAGGUAUGAAAUUUCAAACGAACACGUUUUUGAGUCAAUGACACAUCUCCAAAUCCCACAAUAUCCGUUCGAAACGAACCGCUUUGCAGGACGUGCUCUGCUUCAACGCAUCGAUAAUUCCGGACAACAUUGGCAGCGUCAAAAUCUCCUAUUCCUCCGAUGUCGCCAGUGAUGCGCUCUACAAAACGCUCAACAAGAUGACGCACAGUAAAAUCGGAUGUCUCGAUUUGAAUGUAAAUCGGUGCACCGACGAGCUGAUUGUCGAGUUGGAAGUGAGUUCUUCGGUUUUCGGGGCGGAUUUCCAACAAAUGUGUUGCAGAAACUUGAAACGGAUCACUUGAAAAUAGUGACGAGAUGGUCGAAAGACGAUUUCUGGUGCCGCCUGCCGCCAUUCCGUCUGCUCGAGGCCGAAGAGAAGCACGCAAACAGCGGAAAAGUGUUGAGCGUCACUCGAAAGUUUCUGAGCGGUGACCAUUCGGUCGGCUCCUCCUAUCUCGGUUUCAUGGAGUUGGACAACACGGCGAUUCGACACUUUCUCGACGAGAUCCGCAACAACGAUCUCCGCUUCGACUGCUAUUUCGAGCGGUAAGUGCGCGUGCGCGCUGUCUAGCGCAAAGUUUAACACGUUUGCAACACUUUCAGACACCCGCACAAAAGAUUGUUGCCGCCGUCGACGAUCUACUGCCGCGGAAUCUUGUACCGACCGAUUGCGAACACGCGCAACGUCGUCGUCGUCAAAUAUUUGAGUGCGGAGCGGCCGCCGAACUUGUACGCGUUCAAAGUCGCCGUCAUCGACGACUGCUGCCUGAAUAUAGAGUCCGAGGAGGACAAGUACGCCAAGUACCUCCACGGCAUCCUCUUCUCCAUCCUCUUCAUCUUCUGUCUCUCCCUUCUCCUCUCUGCUUCUUUCUGCAUGUUCACCCUUGUUUUGCUCCCGGCUCUCCUCCUCCUCUUGCCCAUCUUCAUUCCGAUCAUUUUUCUUCUGUUGGCUCUCAGAAUUUUCGUGUUUUUCGCCAACUUGUUCAAGUCGCUUUUUUCCGGAUUUCUCUAA
Caenorhabditis sp. 36 PRJEB53466 is the source of this 1741-nucleotide messenger RNA. The record is from the annotation of a GenBank genome assembly. NCBI's taxonomy places the organism in Eukaryota, Metazoa, Nematoda, Chromadorea, Rhabditida, Rhabditidae.